AUGUCUCGAGCUCUACGCACCCCUCCUCCCACUAAAGGCUCUCGACCCGCAUUUCGUGAUGGAACACGCAUUGUUCUUACCGAGAAUAUCAUGGACGUCGUCGUCAGCAAGACCCAAGACGUAUACAUCACGUACAGUGAAUACCUUCCCGCCAGGAAGACGAUCGCAGCAGGAGCCCAAGGGGUGGUUCGCUCCUCCAAAGACCUAGGACUCAUCCCAAAGAAUACAAACGAUCCAGAGCCGCCAUCAGAGCACCUAUUCUUAUAUUGUCUCGACUUCGAGGUUCCUAUCCGCAUUGAAAUUGAUCGACAAGCUCGGUCAGUUCAGCACAUCCAUUUGUCGACUUCUCAAAAGAAAGCAACGACCCCAGUGGAGAUCUACGAGACUGGAGACGUCGUCUAUGUCAGUCGGGACAACAUCCCAGAACUGCCACCCCGCGGAACACCAGUUAAAAUCACACGCAAGGCCCCUUCCUCGAUGGCAGCAAAAUAUGAUCCAAAGGGUACCUCGACCUUGGGUGCAAUGCACGUUUAUGACAUUCAAUUCCAGCAGGUACUUGAGCUGCCUGCCGUCAAGUACGGUACUAGCUCGUAUGUUCACCCUUCGAAAUUCAGAAAGCUUUGA
Cyclocybe aegerita is the source of this 624-nucleotide messenger RNA. The record is from the annotation of a GenBank genome assembly. NCBI's taxonomy places the organism in Eukaryota, Fungi, Basidiomycota, Agaricomycetes, Agaricales, Hemipholiotaceae.